UACUACAUUAAGAACACCCAUUUCUUGCUUCAUUUACUGUCACAAAUUAACUCUUUAACCUUCUCAUUUGAUAUCACCUGUAUAGAUUUUCUGAAAUUAGUUGAGAAUAACUAAGUUCGUUUUUUAUUGUGUAGUUUGUCCCAUUAAUGGCUGUGGUUGUGGAUCAACAGCCUAAAUUUAAACAUUUUUGUAGGAUUUGCAAGAAAGGGUUCGGUUGUGGAAGAGCAUUAGGUGGUCAUAUGAGAGCUCAUGGAAUCGGAGACGAGAAUAUUAUCUUAGACGACGAAGAUACAUCAAACGACACAGACGAUAACGAGGAUCAGCAUCAUCCACCAAGUAAUAAGCGUAUGUACGCCUUACGAACAAAUCCAAAUCGGUUCAAGAAUUGUCGAAUUUGUGAGAAUUGUGGAAUGGAGUUCUCGUCGUGGAAAGCUUUUCUUGAGCACGGGAAAUGUAGUUCAUCGAGAGGGUACGGUGAAGAGCUUAAUAAUCAUGUAAUAACACCUCAAGUAUCAGAUGAUGAGGACGGGGUGGCACGUACAUGGUCCAAAGGAAUCCGGUCUAGACGAGCAAAAGUAGGAUUUAAUUCGAAUAACAUGAUGAACUGCCCAUCAACAGAAGAAGAAGACCUUGCAAACUGUUUAGUUUUACUAUCAAGUGCACGGGUUGAUCAUCCCAUCUUCAUAGCCGAAACGGAAGAAUCUUGUGCUUCGGCUAGUAAAGAAGAGAACAAAAGGCGCAAACCAAAUGGUUUGUACAUGUCAUCAGGAACUGAUCAUUAUAAUAGUCAUCAUCAACUACUACUACAAAGCAGCUAUGACCAUAAUAACAAUAAUAAAGCUAAGGGACUAUCAUCUAAAGGGUUGUUUGAAUGUAAAGCAUGUAAGAAAGUGUUCAAUUCUCAUCAAGCGUUAGGAGGGCAUAGAGCAAGUCACAAGAAAGUUAAAGGCUGUUUUGCUGCUAAAAAUGAAAUGCAUCAACAACAGCAAUACCAAAACGAUGAUCAAAGUAUCUUAAUGGACGAAGAUGUAAUCACAAACGAUGAGUUUCUUGUCUCGCCUAAAUCAACUACGAAUGUUAAUCAAUCGUUUGAGCGUGAAAGUUCCGGUGGUAGCCCAUCUCCGAUGACAUCAAAGAGGAAAUCCAAAGUGCAUGAGUGUUCCAUAUGUCAUCGAGUUUUCUCGUCUGGACAAGCUUUAGGUGGACACAAAAGAUGUCACUGGGUUACUUCCAACUCCCCGGAUAACACAUCUAUUUCAAUUUCCUUUCAUCACCAACAACAACUCAAAGAUAGAAACCAAAAUUUCCAUGAUUUUCAUAAACGGUCAUCAUCGUCUUCUCAAUUCUAUAAUACUAAGCAGAUUGCGUCAGAAGAUUUGCAGUUAUCAAUACUUGAUCUUAAUCUACCUGCGCCACCAUCCAUGGGUAAGGGUGAGAACAACAAGUUAGGAUUUGAAGUUCCAUGGAUAGGUCUGUCUACUAAUAACAAUGCCAUCGAAGACAACGCAGAUGGACAAAUUCCAGAAAUGAGAAAGACUGAUGAUGAAAAUGACGAGGAACAAAAUCAAAAUAAUAAUGUGAAGUUAGCAAAGUUAAGUGAUCUAAAGGAUAUGAAGAUGGGAGACAAUGGUUCUUCCUCACCGUGGUUGCAGGUAGGAAUUGGUUCAUCAACUACUGAUAAUAAUGUGUAGGAGUUAAUCAAGCGUUUCGGUUUAUUUAAACAGAAGUUCGACUAUUAAUUAGAAUCUAAAGAGUACAUAGUUAUUGUAAGUACUUAGUUAACCUACAGCACUACGUACCUUGAUUGAUCCUUUGUUACUAUUUUGUCUUGAAUCCAUUUUGUAUGUACAAUUUUUAUUUUUUUUGUAAAACUUGAAUUUUUAAUCCAUUAAUUUGUAUAUGGACACAAACAUCUAAAAUGUGCCCAUGCCAAUCACCUAAGUACAGGAUUUGAUGCUGAAUAACCCAAAGAGAUGGGACGAAAUCAAACCGCAACAGCUGCUUCACCAGAUUCUGGAAAUUCUGGAAAGAGAUGUCCAUCAUAAAAGAGGCGCUUUACUAAAUAAAUUGUGGCUACUCCUAGUCUCCUACUGAGCAGGACUUGCUGGACUCUCAAUGUACUCAAUGGUCCCCGACCACUGAAAAUAAAAUCAAAGUAAAUUUUGACAGUGCCGCUGGGAAUAAAGGCUUUGUGCUGGGAUAGCCACAGACAGUACGCUUAGAUUUCAAGGUGGUCAGACUAAAGAGUCAAGUUUCAUAUCUCCCAUUGAAGCUGAGGCAUAUGGUGCAUUAUUAGGAGGUAUUGAGAUCGCUAUCAGCAAAGGGUUCAGAGACAUCAUUCUGGAAGGCGAUUCUUUAACUGUCAUCAAUGUUUUGAAGGUUAAUCAUUCAAGUUUUCCUUGGGCGUAUUAAGGAUUCCAUCAAUAGAAUUAGGGAAAAGAUUGGUAUGUUCAAUUCUGUUGAGUUUAGCUUUGUCAACAAGGAAGCCAAAGUCAUGGCUUAUUCCUUAACAGCUUAUCCUAUUUCUACUCGCUCUAAUGUAGUG
This is a messenger RNA of Papaver somniferum (opium poppy), 2545 nucleotides long. RefSeq names its product zinc finger protein ZAT9-like. The transcript has a single exon. The coding region runs from base 147 to 1691 and encodes 514 amino acids. The record is from RefSeq and is a predicted model, not a curated record. Lineage: Eukaryota; Viridiplantae; Streptophyta; Magnoliopsida; Ranunculales; Papaveraceae.